AUGUUCGCACGUCCACUGGUGCGCACUGCACGCGCGGUGCGCUGUACCAAGCGCCGCUUCGCUUCCUCAACUGCCAGCACUGUCAGCUCCGGGUUCGCGACGCGUGCCGCGCUCGCUGCCGCUGGCGCUGUUGUUGUCGCCGGCACAGUCUACACCAUCCUUCCUCAGGCUCACGCCGAUGCGUCUCGGGUUACCAAGUCCGGCGAGAGGAUUAUCACCCUCGAAGAGAUGGGGAAGCACUGGCAGGCUGGGUCGCUGUGGGUUGCCAUCGAUGGGAAGGUGUAUGACGUGUCCGAGUUCGCCAACACCCAUCCCGGCGGCAGCCGCAUCCUGCUCGAGAACGGAGGGCGCGACACGACCAAGCUGUUCCAUGCUAUCCACCCGCCCAACACUAUCCACAAGUACGCCAAGGAGGUGCCGUGCGUCGGCGUGAUUGACCCCGAAGAACUCGCGGUUCUGGCGUCUCAGCGGAACGCCGAGGACGACCGGAUUGACGCGGCACGAAAGAGACUGUUUGGUGUCGACUCGGUUGUUGGGAUCUCAGACUUUGAGCGCUAUGCCAAGGACCUCCUUCCCUUGCACGCGUGGGCGUACUACUCGACGGGCGCGGACACAGAGGGCGCCCUGGCCGAGAACGCUGCCAUCUUCAAGCGCCUCUUCUUCCGGCCGCGCAUUAUGCGUGACGUGCACGACGUCGACACGUCCACCGAGUUCCUUGGCGUCAAGUCCAGCAUCCCAGUGUACGUCGCUCCGACUGCGCGCAAUGGCUUGGGCCAGCCGGAGGGCGAAGUCGCCGUUACACGGGGGGCGGGCGCAACCGGCAUCUUCCAGGUGCUCUCACAUUACGCGUCGCGUUCGCUCGACGAGGUCAAGGCUGCGGCACGCGACGGCCAGCAUAUCGGGUGGCAGGUAUAUCUGAACCCUGAUCGGGAGCGCAGUCGCGAGGCGAUCGAAGAGGCUGUCGCGGCUGGCGCGCACUCUAUCUGGAUUACGGCAGACACUGUGACUCUUGGGAAGCGGGAGACGGAGCGCCGACUGAACGCCGAGGCAAACCCGGCACCACACGGGCAGCCGCUGAGUCGCGAGCGCCAGCGUUUCGGGUUCAGUGCGCACGACGCGCGCAUGUCGUGGGAUGACAUUGCUUUUGUGCGCAAGUAUGCUCCGGGCCUGCCUGUGGUGAUCAAGGGCGUCGGCGCGUGGGAGGACGUUGUGCUGGCUUACAAGUACGGCGCGGAUGCUGUCGUCCUCUCCAACCACGGCGGGCGGCAGCUGGACUUUGCGCAGCCACCGCUCAAGGUGCUGUAUGACGUGAACAAGAACGCGCCGCAGGUGCUGCACCGCAAGAACUUUAACAUUUUUGUCGACGGCAGCGUGCGGCAUGGCACCGACGUUCUCAAGGCGUUGUGUCUCGGCGCCACAGCGGUCGGGCUGGGCCGGCCGUUCAUCUACGCUGCGACGGGGUGGGGCUCGGACGGAGUCGAGAAAGCGGUGGAAAUCCUUGAGGAGGAGAUCGCGAUCGGGAUGCAGCUGCUUGGCGUCACACGCGUCGACCAACUUGGCCCGCAAUACCUCGACACGUCCAAGAUCUAG
Molecule: messenger RNA, 1590 nt
Organism: Cutaneotrichosporon cavernicola
Lineage: Eukaryota; Fungi; Basidiomycota; Tremellomycetes; Trichosporonales; Trichosporonaceae
Exons: 11
Coding region: 1-1590 (529 amino acids)
Biological process (GO): lactate metabolic process
Molecular function (GO): L-lactate dehydrogenase (cytochrome) activity
Source: RefSeq, a predicted model, not a curated record